GUCAGAAGUGUCAGAACUCAGAAUGUGGAAUUUUCAUUGACGAUUGUAGUAUGGAUAAUAAUAAUAUUAAUAUACUGAUAAGAAUUCUGAAGUGAUAAUUAUUUGUAGUGAAAUGGGUUCGUUCUAUAAUUCCAGUAUCGAUCAAAUGUAUUAUUGAAUAGUUAAAUACUUCGGUCUUCCUUCAUCUCUCCAGUUGUACAUAGCUCACAAAGAUGCCUGCUCCACCUCCUCCUCCUCCUCCUCCAAUGGGAUCUUCGGGACCACCUCCCAUAUUCAAACCCCCGAAAAAUUCUAAUGAUAGGGAUGCUUUGCUAAAAUCUAUACAGAAAGGAGCUAAAUUGAAGAAAGCUGUCACUAAUGAUAAGAGUGCACCUAUGAUCGCAGGUGCGUCAAAAAAUUCUACUUCCGCUAGAAAUAACUCUUCUAAUAACAGUAUAUCUCCAAACAUGUCUUCAAACAAUGUGGUGUCUCCAAUGAAGAAUUUUGGUAGUAUACAGAUGGAAUUGAAAAAACAGCUGGCAAAUGUGAACGAGAACAGAAACAGGGGACCUCCGCCUCCUGCACCAAAUAGAAAUGGGUCUGCAGUUCUGAAUACACCACGACAACCCUUCUUACACAAAGAGAAUGCCCCAAACGGCGUACACUUGAGCCAGUUGGCCCCGAAUUCGAAUUCGAAUAUGAUGAUCAAUUCCAGUACUUUACACAGAAAAGCUAAGAGCAAUGCGAAUUUGAGCACGCUGCAGAUCAACGAAGAUAACAGGAAUGGAUUCCAACACAACAAGCUUGUUGUCAAUCAUGGAAAACCAAACUUGGCACCAAAGCCUCCUGUCAUGAAUGGCAAACCUAGUAACCUCCACCCUAGGAACGGAAAACCCGUCAGCAGGGCGCACAGCCUCAAAACGCCGCGGUCUCCGUCCCCUCAAAGUCCCGAAGACAUUCCGGCGAGCAAGUUCGGCACCGUCAGGCACAUGUCUUCGGUGAUCAGCCAGUCGUUGGCGAACGCCUCCGUGCAGAAUUCCAGGUCGAGGCCUGCGCUGAACGGCAGGCCUUCCGCACCGCCUCCUUCCAUACCGACCCAGCCGCCGCCUCCGCCUCCUGCCCCCUUCCACCAGCCUCCCCCUAGUCAGCCCCACCCGCCGCCGCCGCCGAAGUUGGGCGCGGUGAAGCACCCGAGCCACGCGCCGCCCCCGCCGCCGCCCGUCGCCAGCAUCCCGCAGGCGCCUAGUCACGCCCCGCCGCCGCCGCCUCACAAGACGCAGACCAUCAGACCGCCGGCGGUGCCACCUAUGAGUAAUAAUUUAAAUCCACCACCGCCACCACCAAGGCAUUCUUCUAUGAGAGAUGCUGCUUCAGUGACGAUGACAAUCAGCCUAGAUGAGAAGUAUAAAAAUAUGUUUAAACCCCCUAACCAAUUUCCCCAACCACCACCAUAUAGAAAUGUAAUUAAAAUAUAUAACUGUAAACCAGGACCCAUUAUCAAUUCAGGUUACGUCGUUUGACCAUAUCAUCUACUAUAAAUUGUUUAAAUAUUUGUUAUUAUUAAUAAUGAUUAAUACAGUUUUUCAAAAUGCG
Molecule: messenger RNA, 1572 nt
Organism: Phaedon cochleariae (mustard beetle)
Lineage: Eukaryota; Metazoa; Arthropoda; Insecta; Coleoptera; Chrysomelidae
Source: the annotation of a GenBank genome assembly